This is a messenger RNA of Pseudogymnoascus destructans, 957 nucleotides long. RefSeq lists its product as uncharacterized. Gene Ontology annotation, cellular component: membrane. Gene Ontology annotation, biological process: mitochondrial respiratory chain complex I assembly; response to oxidative stress. The record is from RefSeq and is a predicted model, not a curated record. The coding region runs from base 46 to 456 and encodes 136 amino acids. The transcript has 4 exons. Lineage: Eukaryota; Fungi; Ascomycota; Leotiomycetes; Thelebolales; Thelebolaceae.
ACGCAGAAGAGGUGUAUUGAACAGUGCCAUUGCGACAACGUCAAUAUGUCUACCGUGCUCAGAACACUGCGGAACCUCCGCCGAGCAGGCAUCAAGGAUGCCCUCCAUCAAAUGCAGCACAUCGGCGACACCAAAGCCGGGACGCUAAUCGGCAUUGACAACUUCGGCAACAAAUUCUUCGAGAACAUGGAGGAAGAGCUGCCACUCCGCACCCGCUGGGUCGACUACAAGCAAUACGAGUGGGAUCCGUCCCAAAUCGAGCCCGGAUGGCACGCCUGGAUCUCCUACGCGGUCGACAAGCCACCGACCCAGGACAAGAUCCUGCAGACGAUGCAGCGUCCAUGGGAGCUGCGCGAGCACCGCAUGAACCCCACCCAGUCGAGGGGCGCGUAUAAGCCGUAUAACACUGUUAUCCCGAAGAUAUCGGCGUGGGAGCCGAAGGUUGUUGCGCGCUAGAUUGUAGGUGGGAAAGAUGUGGGCGGUGAGGGGGAGAUGUAUAUAUUGAGAUAGAUUGGAGUGGAAUGGAAUGAUGGAAGUUAAUGAGGUGUGCUGAAUUUGCAUGUGAUGUGAAAUUUGUGCCGGGUUGUCUUAAGAGGGUGCUGAAUUGCACCCGGAUUGGAUGGAGCAGACUGGGGGAGAAGACUAUGGACUGAUGAGACUUGGGUUACAGGUGGGAAAUACACUCGCAUUGUGCUGGUAUGUUGUCUAAGAUGGUGCGGGUUUGCAUCGGAUUGGACGGGGUAGACUGGGGGGAUUGGGAUUAUGGUCAGACGAAGCACACCUGCACUUGACUUACUCGAAAAGCAGGAGAAUAUUCGGAAUGGACACUGUCUUGUAGGAAUGAUAAGACGCAAACAGAGGUCCCAUUCUUCUUCCCCGACAAAGGCCACCAAGCAAAAGCGGCUCCUGGAUAUUUAGAAAGAAGAGACACGUAUCCUACGUUUUAGCCUGCAUCUU